This is a messenger RNA of Cladocopium goreaui, 744 nucleotides long. Lineage: Eukaryota; Dinophyceae; Suessiales; Symbiodiniaceae. The record is from the annotation of a GenBank genome assembly.
GGUGCUCAUUCGUCCUCGUUUGUUAUGUCUAUGUUGCAGUUGAGUAGCGGCCAUGGCCCUUCGGAGUUUCACAUGCGAGGGAAACGCAACAUGCGGGCGGAGCUGGCCGCAUGGCAGCAGGCGAAAGCCUUGCGCGAGCCAAAGACGGCGGUCGACAAGGCCCACGAUGAAAAUGUGCCGGAGGAAGUGCCCAAGGCCAAUGCGAAGGUGAACUUUGCACAGCAGCAGCGUAGCCCUGGUCCGCCUGCAGAGCAUUGUCGUGGAACUGUUCCCAGCUCCCCUUUGCGGGAGGUGACGCCAGGGCCAGGUGCAGUGGCCCGUGCGUCGCCCAAAUCCCCUCGGGAGGUUUCCCGCCCAUGGUAUGCAGGCGAAAACACUGAGAUUGACAUACCAGACUUGAAGGAAAGCAUGGUGGAAGACUGCUUACAGGCCUUCGAAGAGUAUGCCGCGUACCGAGUUCCCCCGAACUCACCGGAUCAUCGGAGUCCAGCCACGGCAGCGGCCUGGAGCGUCAUGGCGCCAGAAGUGGAGGCUCAAGCCGCGGCGCUGCCAAAACUGUUGCUGGAAGCGGCGAUUGAAGAAGUUGCUGGAGUGCCAGUGGAAAAGCUACUGGAGAGGUGCAGCUUAAACAUGAGCACCAGCUGCUGGAUCAUGGAACAACAGACGUGUCAAAGCGUGUUGGUGUUGAAGCGUGUCGUUGCUACGCGGAGAAUGUGGCUGCAGCUAGAAACUUUCCAACGAUGA